UCCGCCGGCACCCGCACGUUUCCUGUCGGAAUGUUUGCUCGGCGCUCCUCUGGGCUCCCUCUACCCUCCUCCCAGUUCCAAAGUUGCAGCGAGCGCGUCCACGCGGAGAGGGAGACCAUGGCUUCUCACAGUCCCUGUCUGCAUCUGCUGGUCUUCACCACAGUACUCACCUUCCUGGCUUUUACAGAUGUUUCCAGUGAGAGCAAACUUCAGAAAAUCCUGAAGAAAAGAGAAGCUCGGCCCGAGGCGGCGGCCUUGCCGGAGGCCGUCGCGGUCGCGCCCUCCAAGGCCAAAGAGUUCCUGACGUCGCUGAAGCGGUCCAGGAGGAACAUCUGGGACCGCAGUCGACCCGACGUGCAGCAGUGGAUCACCCAGUUCAUGUACAUGGGCUACGACGAGGCGACUCUUGAAACCCACCUGUCCUAUUGGAUGGACCAUUUCCGGUCAAACGACCAAGGUCGCCAGCACCACUACGACGAGAACUCUCCCAUUGGACCCCGUGAUUCAUCUUCUUACCGCCAUGGCGCCAACGUCAACUAUGACUAUUACUAGACUCCCCCCCCCACCCCCCCGACCAAGACGGUGAAGACAGCUAUGCAUUACAUAAGGAGCUGAGCCCCACCAUUGCAGAAGCACAGUACCCACGUCCCUGACCUUGCAUGCCAAGCCUAUAGUACCAAUGCAGAUGUUGCCAUAGUCUGUUUUCUACCGGCCCAGAAUGCCUGAAAGUCCAAUGCAUUAUGCAGUCUACAGUUAUAAUGUUCCUAUUUCUACAAGUGCUUUUUUGUAUACAACGCAUUGUGUUCAGUAAAAUAGGAGAGUUGUGUUGUUGUGGCCUCCCCUGAGUCAACAGAAUAAACUUAGAAGUGUUUUCCUUUCAAAA
Messenger RNA from Anguilla rostrata (American eel), 883 nucleotides. RefSeq names its product augurin-A-like. Gene Ontology annotation, biological process: central nervous system development; regulation of cell population proliferation; anaphase-promoting complex-dependent catabolic process. NCBI's taxonomy places the organism in Eukaryota, Metazoa, Chordata, Actinopteri, Anguilliformes, Anguillidae. The transcript is spliced from 4 exons. The record is from RefSeq and is a predicted model, not a curated record. Bases 31 to 552 code for a protein of 173 amino acids.